Messenger RNA from Pygocentrus nattereri (red-bellied piranha), 5804 nucleotides. RefSeq names its product solute carrier family 66 member 2. The record is from RefSeq and is a predicted model, not a curated record. The coding region runs from base 356 to 1081 and encodes 241 amino acids. Gene Ontology annotation, biological process: retrograde transport, endosome to Golgi; phospholipid translocation. The transcript has 7 exons. Gene Ontology annotation, cellular component: endosome; trans-Golgi network. NCBI's taxonomy places the organism in Eukaryota, Metazoa, Chordata, Actinopteri, Characiformes, Serrasalmidae.
CUAACAUACUUAACAUGGAGAAUUAGGACAUAUGUCCAAGUUGUGGACAGAGAAGGACAGGGGCAGACGAGUGGAGGAAACAGAAACUCUUGCGACGCCUUUUCUCAGUCACAGCCCUUCAGCAGCGACUGUGGUCUACGGUAAUAAUGCAAUAUGCCCAUAUGAGACCACACUGACGUAUCUGAAGUGCACACCAGUCUUCAUGGCAAUGGAGAGCUCAUGACUGGGGACAUUGUCUUGGAGAAACAUCUGUUUGGCCAGACAGUGAGAGAGGAGCAGAGGAGCUUAUCUCUUGGAGCAUUGCUUUCACAGUGUAUGAGUGCAGCAGCAGUGGCGACAGUGUGAGGCCUCAGUCAUGGAGUCUGAGCUGGACGAGGACGUGGAGAGCUCAUGGACUGUGCUGUCCUGGCUGGCCUCUUGUGUGAUGGUGUUUGGGGGGGCCUUGCCUUACGUUCCUCAGUACCAGGAGAUCCAGCGCACCGGCAACACCGAGGGAUUCUCCACUCGCGUCUGCCUGGUCCUUCUCAUCGCCAACAUACUGCGCAUUUUCUUCUGGAUUGGGAAGCAGUUUGAGUUGACCUUACUUCUGCAGAGUGUGGUGAUGAUUCUAACCAUGUUAGCAAUGCUGCACCUCUGCUGUGCCAUCCAGAGUACCAACCGGGUCAGCACAAAACAACACCGCAUCACAGACCUGGACCUGCGGUAUUUUUGGAGCUGGAGUGCGUUUGAGGACUAUCUGCUGUUCUGUUUUGGUUUCACACUGCUGUGUGCCUUCGUCACUCUCCUCUUCCUGGACUGGGUGCUGUUCGUGGAGGCUCUGGGCUCGUUGGCCCUGAUGUCUGAGGCCAUGCUGGGCCUCCCUCAGCUGCUGCAGAACUACACCAACCGCUCCACCCGCGGCAUGAGCAUAAAGAUGGUGCUCCUGUGGACUGCUGGUGACAUAUUCAAGACGACAUACUUCGUGAUCAACGAGAGCCCUGCACAGUUCUGGGUGUGCGGUGCCGUUCAGAUUUUGAUCGACAUCAUCAUUCUGCUGCAGGUGGGCUACUAUGACCAGGACUCCAGAGUCAAGCUUGGAUGACCUCUUUGACGAUCGUCUUAACUCCCAAACAAGGGCUCCUUUGCUAUGCAUGCUUUUAAUAAUGCUAGUAGGUGGACAUUUAUUUAACAUUGGUGUGUCAAGUUUUUGUUUUUUGUUUUUUUAAAGAUAUUUAUAUUUUUAAAUGCAUCAGUCUGAAUUUUAGUUACUUACGAUGAGCCACUGCACUAUCCAAAGAGAGCUCAACAAGUCUCAAACCAGCAGUUACUGCAUGGAGUGCUGUUACAUGCAUCACUCUUUAAUACUCUACCCAGUCACUCAUUGUAUUUAAGAUGAUGUAUAUUCUCAGAGCUGUGCCACAAACACUGUGUCUCAUCUAUUCAUUACAUGAAUUUGUUCCAUUCUUUGAUAAAUGACACUAACUUAUACAGAUUUAAAAAUAACUCGGCACUUGGCAAGCCAUGAGAAUAGCCCCUAGUGUUUUCAGUGCAAUUGGAGCUGGCAGGAGGUUCCAGAGUGGCUGUGCCAAAUUCAUCUGCCACAGACUGCCUGUGAUGGCCAGUUUAUCUACACUUUGGAGAGUUCCAUGGCCAAACCCCCUCCCAUUCACUCUCCAUCUUAAUAGUAUAUACAAUACCGCACCUGUCGUGGUGAAAUAGUAAAAAGGCAGACUUAAAACAGUGGUCUCACAAUAGUCUUUAAGAUAUGGAGGUCCAUAUCAUGAAAAUAACAACUUUUCUAUCUUUUUUUAAACAAAAAUUUGAUUUAAUAUAUAAAUCCUGUUGUUUCAAAACAUACCUUUAUGUCGCUUCAUACAGUCCAUAUAUAAAAAUUAAGCUGCAAAAGGCCAGUCAGAACAGAGACUGUUUAUUUCACAUUUAAAGAAACAGUAAUAAAAACAAAAAAACUGUUUAAGUGCCAUAAAUGUAACCCUCAGAUAUCUCACAUACGUACCUCAGGGAAAUAUAAGUUAUAUGGAAUUUUUUGGGUUUAGACCCUGGGCAACUAGGGAAGGUGGUGGCUUUAUUGAGCUUUUGCCCAACAAAAUCCCAGCUAAAUAUGCAGAAGUUUGCAUAUUUAUAUUCUUGAAGAAGUUUGCUACUCUAUGAAUGAACUAAUAUUACUAGCUGAUGAACUCCUUAAACUACAGUUCAAGCUUCUGCUUUUCAAUUUCCACAUUUCAGUUUCUCAGGCCAUAACUACAUGUACUUCAACUACAAGUUCAUAGUAGUUCAUAGUUCAUAGUAGUCACAGAAUUAUGUAUUUGCUGAAUAAAUAUGGUUCAUGGUUUCCCACUUACCAACUAUGUGUGGUGUCCAAAUUUUGCUUCUUCAGUUUAGCACUGAAGACUAGCAUUGCUAACAAACACUAGAAGUCAAAAAGCUUUUCUAGAAUAACUUCUCUCAACCCUCCAUUUUUCACUGUGGAUUAUGGCACCGUGUGACUUACUGUACACUCUAUAAAUUAACAAAACCUCACCAUGUCACUAAAUGCUGUGGGCAGCUGAAAUCCAGUACAGCAUCUCUACUGUCUAACUGUUCAGCUACAAAGUUAAGCUUUGGUCAUUUUUACAGGUCACACUCUGUGAAAUCCAAGUGAUACUGUGUCCUAAACCACAUCAACAACACACAGCCUUAAGGAAGACCUGGAUGUGGUUUGAGAGAAGAUUUGAGCACGUAUUUACAGAAAAGAUUUGGGUGGCUAUUUCUUUGUUGGCCACAUUACCCUCAUAGAUCUAGUGCUAAACUAAAGCAAAUUUCGGACACCAAAUAUGUCUUGUGUCCACUACAUCUGGUGUAAGUUGAAAAUGGUGUACAUGUGAUCUUUGGUCUACCCAUUAAGAUAAAAAACUGAAUAAUGUGUCUAUAGUUUAAGGAGCUAAACCAGAAAUCUGUUUUAAAACCAAAGCUUGAGACAUUAUAUCAUCAGUAAUGCAUUAAUAGUGUUAACAAAACCACACUACACUAUCCCGGUCAUGAACAUGCUCCAGUUCAUUACCUCCUGAAAUAUGUCUACUCGUUUUAGCUGUGUACUGUUUGACCCUAUGGUUCAUAUCAUUUAAGGUUAAUAAUACAGAUAAUAACACAAACCCAGUGUCCCUAUCAGACCGGGCACAGUUUCUGUCAGGUUUAGUGUGUACAGUAAUUCAUUACAGUUGGACUGAGGAUGUUUUUAUGAGCUUAUUGAUGUGAGUUACAGUAAGAGUACUGUUUAAUGGUCAGCCUGGAAAAUGGUGGAGAUGUUGAAAAGCCAUGAUAAGUCUUCCAUCAGGAAACUGUUCCACCCCAUUAAGCUUCAGUACACAAUGUUGCCCUGAGUGGGAUGCUAUUGAUCAUUGGGCCACUCUAACGCUGAAUUCUGUCUUAGUGCCUUACUGCUACAGGCAUUAAAGGGUCUUCAGCUUCUCUCUAUUUCACUCAUUUUCAGAGCGUAGGAAAGUAAUGCUGGCGUCAGUGGUUUCUGACAACACAGCGUGAUUGCUGCUUAGCUGAUAGGGAGAAAGUGUUUGGGUGUUAGACACAUAUUGACAUUUCAGUGCGAGACUUCAGCACUUUUUUGCCAUUAAUUUUCAAGUUUGUGUUUGUGUGUGUGCGCAUAUAGUGAUAUUGUUAAUCUAUUCCCUCCAUUUGUUUCAUCAGUACCUAAGUGUGGAAACGGCAGAGCUUGAGACCAGCUGUCCUCUCAUUAUUAACAGCAAAUACUGCAUGUGUGGCUCUGUCACUCAACAAAAUGAGAUGGAUGUAAAAGGUGCUAUUUUAAGAGGUGUUUCAGCCCUGUGGACCAUGUUCAAUGUUUCCUAUUACCUAAACUCAUGUCCAUUUACCUAGUACUUCUAGAAAGCUCUGAUUUGUCUCGCUACUCUACCCUCUCCCCUAUUUAUUACAUAACAGAAUACAGUACUGUGCAAAAAGUCAGAGAACAGCCUUCAUUUCAUUUCCAGGAAAAAAUAGCUAUUAAGUAAUUAAUUUUUCAUCAUCCAAAAAAAGAAGGCAGAAAACAUGCCAUUGAAUGUGAAAGUUUUGGCACCCCUGGCCAAAUGACGUUUUGUUGAUUUUCUCAGUGAAAAUAAGUGCACCUCCUCAUGUGCGCAAUUACCGCUUAUUUGCUGAAUUAAACAUACCCCCUCCCCCACCCCCCACCCCCCAGGUUAAACACAGCCAAACUAUGCAGUGUAAUCCUGUACACUUUGUACACUUGAUGUGUACAGGGAUGUGUACUGAUUUACUUAUUUUCAUUUAGAAAAUCAACAAAACAUAUCAUUUGACCAGGGGUGUUAAUAUGACUGAACGUCAUCACUGUCUAAAGAAAAACAUGCAUCUCCAAAGUAGUAACUUUACAGGAGAGGGCAAACACUUUAAUGUAAAAAUGAAUGUAUAUGUUUUAAAUGUGUAAAUGACCACAAUAUUAUUCAACAGAACAUAAUACAGAAGUCUCAACACCUAAAUAUAUCACAUUUUUCAGUAUUUAUUGUGUCCAUCCUUUGUUUUUAUUUCGGCUUCCAUUCUUUUCAAUAGAUUUGCUCAAAGUUUUUCAGUUCAGUCUUGAUGUUUUUUCUGCUUCUCACAAUCCAAAUAAUCCCAAACACGUUCAGUAUUGUUACAAUCUGAGAACUGGAUUGUACUGUCCAUUGUUUUAAUGUUACACAUCCUUUCAGACUCAUAGUGUUGAGUUGUCUUCACACAGUGACAGAAUGGGUAGAAACACUUUUUUUUACAUUUUUUCAGAUCUGAAGGUGAAUGUUUAGCCGAUGGUGAGAGUUUAGUUCAUGUACCACUCAUGUGUCAAGCUCCGGUCCUUGCGGCCAAGACACUGCAUACUUCAGGAUGUUGCCUUAUUAAAUGCACCUGAUUCCACUCAUCAGCUAAUUAGCAAGGCCUUCAUGAACUGAAUUGAGAGUUGUAGAUGAGGGUAAACGCUAAUCUCCAUGGCACUUUGGCCCAGAAGGUCCCCAGUUUGACAUGUCUGUCUACCAAGUCUUGCACAGUUGUCUGGAGUCCCAUUUUCUUUAUAUAUUUUUAAUAAUUUUUUGAACUCCAGUUUUGGAAACUCCUCUGUUUUUCACUUCUUGUUCUUUGACUUUCCUUAUCCCUACGUGAGUGGGUUGUCUUAUAUUUAAUCUCAUCAAAAAUAUCUUCUGAAAAAGGAAUAAAUUGCACUUCAUAGCUGUUUUGACUGGAAAUGAAGGAUUGGUUCUAAUUUUUGCAUAGUGCUGUAUAUCACAUUGAAAGUGCUUUGAUAAAGACGUUUCCACUGUCCAACAUGUAAUGUUCCAUGUAUGCAGAUGUCAUUAAUGUGUCUCCUGUAAUUGAGUAGUUUGUUUUGCAUGACUGAUGAAUGGCUUUGCUUGGUUUUAUUAUUAUUUAUAUUAUGGGCUUGGUUUUAUAUUAUAUUGUGUUUCAUAGAAAUGUUGCUGAUGACAGUGGUAACGGUCUGCCAUGUGUGUAAUGGCCAUUUAAUGCUGCCUUAAUAGUUGACACAAUCAAUCUUCUUACUUCUUACUCAUCACACACACAAGCGCAGCAUCUCUGUACGCUCCAAAAAACACUUCAGAAGUCAUGAAGAUGUUUAUUUCUAUGCACAUUUAUUCACAAACUGGUGUUGGCAUUAUGUUCACUGACUACAAAUCUUUGUUAAAUAAUACUGCAAGCCAAAGAAUGUUUUUUAUGAAGGAUGUAUUAAGCAAUGAAACCCACAUGCCUGUGUGUGUUUGUGUGAGCCUAUAUAAUCUGCGCAAAACUUGAAUGAAAAAACUGAAACAUCUUAA